This is a messenger RNA of Dermacentor andersoni, 723 nucleotides long. RefSeq lists its product as uncharacterized. Gene Ontology annotation, biological process: symbiont-mediated perturbation of host defenses. Gene Ontology annotation, molecular function: amine binding. Lineage: Eukaryota; Metazoa; Arthropoda; Arachnida; Ixodida; Ixodidae. The record is from RefSeq and is a predicted model, not a curated record.
AAUCCGGACACAAUGCACUGCCAUUUGAGUCCCAACGCCAUAGGCAUCAAGCUGCUGUUCCUAAUCAUCGCUGCGGAAGCUACCCGGGGACCGAACAAGCUCCAACGGGACGUCCCGGACACUUUCAAGAUAUUUCAAGCCUUCGCCAAUCCAAUUGCGGCACUAGACAUCGACAACGACACUAUUCUCGAGUGCCUCUCCGCGCGCAGAGCAGAGAUGGAUCCUGAGACACGGACUGCUACUUACGUUUGGUCACUGACCGGAGACGACGGCAAAGAGAGAAAGCACGUUCCUUUUUACCACAUGCCAGGAGAUACACCCGAUGUCACGCUGUUCACCGUCGGCUCAAAAAGCGCUCCCGUUGAAGUCGGUCGCUUCCUCUACACGGACUACAAGGACUGCGCAGUCCUAGAAGUUCUUCACUUCGGAGACCAAUGCACACUUUGGGUCUCAGAAGCCGUGUUGAACUCCAUUCCCGCCGGCUGUCUGGAGCAGUACGCCGACGUAUGUGGCGAAGGAGCCUCAGUUUACGACAUGGAUGUAUGCAAGGACGCCUACAACUAGGUAUAGGUGCCCAGUGGCCGUAGCGACCACGGGCGUGCGCGAAAAGGCGGUUCUUCAAUGCACCCAUUGCAUGAACUCCGCGCACCCGCAUCAGCCCUAGUACGAUACCCCAUGCCGCUAGAUACAGAAACGUUUGGCUACGUCAAUAAACACAGUAUA